Electrophorus electricus (electric eel) is the source of this 3156-nucleotide messenger RNA. Lineage: Eukaryota; Metazoa; Chordata; Actinopteri; Gymnotiformes; Gymnotidae. The record is from RefSeq and is a predicted model, not a curated record.
AUGCGUACUAGGGUUGCGGUGGGCAAGGGCAUUGGAAGAGAUGUGACAUUUGUGUAAGGUUAGCAAGAGAUUCCGGCGCUAUAAUAUUUACAUUUCUAAUCACGUUCAUUGAUUUUAACAUUCGUACACAAUAUUCGAAUCGUCACACGAUUAUUUCUUUACAGCAAACGAGGAGAAAUCACAUAUUGAAAGCUGACGGUGGAUGAGAAGAUUAAACUUCCUCACCACUGGUUUGCACAAAUAUGCCAAUUUACCUAUAACCUAAUAUUGUUAGGUUGCCCAGCACCCUGACCUGAAUGGCUGUGUGCAGAAGGGGUGUCUCAUUUUGGGUGGGUUGCAUCAGGAGCCAGUGUAGCAGGCAGCCAAUAAAGAAACAGAGCUGGUGUGAAUGGCAGAAACUUGACUCACAGUUGAGUGGCACCUACAGAGUCCUUAGUAGUGCAUCAUGGGCUUUGGCUCCCCCAAAUAGCCUGAAUUACCAAUCUUCCAAGAAGUUGUCCCUUUUUCACCCAUUCCACCAUGCCUGCCAGCCGCAUAGAGUGCAAAGUCUAGAUGAGUGGGAGGAGACCCUUAGCCUGUGCGUUCUGUUUAAACCCAGGGAGAAAGAUGAGCAGUACACACUGAUUAAGGUACCCCUGUUUGGACAAGUCAGCCUGAAUGAGCUCCAAGGUUUGGGAACCAACAGUCCUACUGAUUUGUUUUUUCCUUUAACCACUGUUGACGGGAGGAGAGAUGAUGACAUUAGUGUUACUGGAAAAAUAAGGAAUGGAAGAAGGCCUCAGUGGGAGCAGAGGGAGCAGGUCUCAUUCCGGAGUUUGUUUGAAACUGAAGGAUGUCCAGCUCCCUUCACUCUGGGCUCUCAUUUCUUUUGCUUUCACUGCCCCGGGAUGGAGCCCUUGUUGGAGGUUGCUGGCAGGCUGAGGAUUGAACAUGAAGGACAGGCUCGCUACCCACUUUCCCCUGUCUCACUCUGCAGUCAUGGGGAGCUGGGGAGUGUGGAGAAAGGUUUCAGUGAGAAAGACAAGGAGAAUGAGGAGAAACUUGCUAUCAUAUAUGAGAGACUUAGGAUUGAGCUCCCCAGCUUUUUUGUGAAGAAUCAUGACUACUCCAUGUAUUGCAAUGAUUUGGAGUUUAUCAAUGGUCUUCUCAACACCAGGACUAGAGGUCGUGUAGCAUACCAACUGAUUCUGUCGCUAUGGAGAUUGCUGUGUCUGUGUUACUAUGCGGAGGUACGGAUGGAGGUGCUGAAGUUAACUAAGCACCCAGAGGACGGCUCCAUCAAAGCAAGGUGGAGGGUCAAGGGCUUGCCCUUCUACUCUCUACUGCUCCGCUUCUACAAGAAGGACAAGACACAGUUUCAUAGGACAUAUGAUGCAUUCUCUACCUUCUAUGUCGGCUCUGAUGGACUCAUACACUGUCAUAAAGUUGAAAAGGUGAUGCAGGCCCAGCCUCCUGUGCUGCCAAAAGUGACAUCCCUGCUGGCGGGAGCCCUAGUGGCUCUGGGUGUUCAGGAGCCCAGGCCUGCCCUCAACCUGCUGCCGCCGCUCCUCUCCGCCAUCAGACAGAGCCGAGAGUAAGGAAGGGAGCACGUACAAGACAUGUGGUGUAGCCGUGUGGAGGAGCAUGUGUUAUUACUGUUCUCAGUGAGAGGGAAGAGUAAACCUUCUCAAGAACACCUGAAAGAGAAGGCAAGAUAGAAUUGAAGGAGGGAAAAGCCAGCAACUAAGGUUAAGAACAGAUGUUUUUCUGACAAUAGGAAAUAUAAACCAUCUUAUCUCUCAUAUAUGUAAAGCAAUAUAUGUCAAGGAAUAUUGUGCUAUGCCAACUCUGCUGAUACCUUCAGGCAGCCUCUGUAAUGCUUGUGUGCGCUGGAAACCACUAGUGCAGGCUAUUUUUCCUACCCCCUAUUUCUUCCAUUCUGUUUACUGUAUGUCAGGUGAUAACAAGCACACAGUUAUAGAGAAGAGCGGUAGUGUUUUUUUUUUUAAUGAAUACCCCCCCCCCCCCCCCCAAUAUUAACCAGACCAUUGGCCACCGAAAGGAAUUUACUGAGUUUAGUACAAAUGGAUUUAUGUUAUAUAUGACUAUUUAUGACUUCAUGACUUAUGGAGUAGCCUUGAUUUCCAGCAAACCCAUUCAUCCAAUAAAAUAGUGUGAAGUGUGUCUUGCUGCCUGCAUGUGGUGCAUGCCACCAAUCAGUUGUGCUCCAGUUCCACAGUGAUCCUUAUAUCGCUUUCAGUGGCUGGAAACAAGGCUGCUCCUGGAACGAGGGCAUGUCUUUCGAAAAUUUGUUGGCUUCAGUAAAAGCAGUAAUCAUGCAGGUUUUGUAGGGUAAAAUGUGGUUCAGUGGUGCAGAUAACACAUUCUAGACUUCAGUGUGGUUGUUUCGAGCCCACUUAAGAACAUUUUUUUCAUUUGUAGUAACAUGUAGCCUAAAUGUUUUAUUUGAUACUACAUUAUACAAAUCCAGACUGCACAAUGACUUUAUUCAUUAAUUCAUUAAGUUUUUCACUAAGAGAGGAUUAGUGCAUUAUAAAUGCAGUUAUAGUUGCUUAUCUAAAGUGAAAAAGUACUUGUAUAGCACUUUUACCUUAAAUGGCCCUGCUAUAACCUGUUGUACAUUAGCUGAAACACUGUCUGGAUCCAUUUAUGCUGUGCUUCAUUGUGUUAUGUCUUUGCUGUAUGACAAAGCUUAUUUAGACUAAUUUAAAGCACACAAUUUGUAUAUUUUGCAAGUUGAGAGGGGUUAACAGUACACAAAUGGGGGACCAGUCCAAGCCAGGUCAUUGGAAAUGAUGUACACUAGUAAUAUCACAUUGUAUCAUGGGCCUUCUCUUUGACUGAGCUGGCACACUCCUUGGAAAGAUAUUCUGCUUGUACCUGGAGACUGUGUGUUAAAAUGUGUUCUCUUUAUAAAGGUAUCACACUUCUGCACUAUACUCUUUGUAUGUAAACUGCUUUUUUGAUUAAAUGUUUCAUUAUUACAUUAUGGAAAAGCAGGAAAGCAAGCGGUAGAGGGGCGGGUGGUUCAUUCAUAAAUCUGAAUACAGCCUUGGGCUGUUUAACAUAAUUCCCAAUGUAAAUGUGAAUGGAGGAAUUUUUUUGCUUUUCAUAUUAUGAAUAAAACAAAACGGGCACUGGGGUGUCUGGUAAGUA